Molecule: messenger RNA, 2692 nt
Organism: Cinclus cinclus
Lineage: Eukaryota; Metazoa; Chordata; Aves; Passeriformes; Cinclidae
Gene: MGAT1
Product: alpha-1,3-mannosyl-glycoprotein 2-beta-N-acetylglucosaminyltransferase
Biological process (GO): protein N-linked glycosylation
Cellular component (GO): Golgi apparatus
Molecular function (GO): alpha-1,3-mannosylglycoprotein 2-beta-N-acetylglucosaminyltransferase activity
Source: RefSeq, a predicted model, not a curated record
GGGGGAAAUUUUGGGUUUUCUUUGAGGGUUUUGGGGUAUUUUUUUUGUUGGCGGGGUAUUAAGGUUUUUAUUUGGGGUUGGUUGAGUUUUUUUGUUUGGGGUUUUUUGGUGGAUUUUUUGGGAUUUUUUUAAGGGGGGGUUUGUGAGGAUUUUUUGAGGGGGUUUGGGUUUUUGUGAGGGAUUUUGGGAAAAGUUUUGAGGGUUUUUUUUUUGUUUUUUUUUAAGGUUAUUUUGGGGGGGAGCUUGGGGUUAUGCUGGGUUUUUUUGGGGGCUUUUUAGUUUUUUUUUUUUAGGGGGUGGUUGAGGGUUUUUAUUUGGAUUUUUUGGGGUUUUUUUGAGGGGUUUUGGGGUUUUUUUUUAUUUUCUCGUGGGGGCUGUUCGAGUUUUUCUGAGGGAAGUUUUGAAGGGGUAUUUUUUUAUUUGUUUUAAGGGAUUUUGCGGUGUUUUUUUUUUUUGCUUUUUAGGUUUUUUUUGGGGGGCGGUUGAGGGUUUUAACGUGUUUUGUGUUGGGUUUUUUUUUGGGAGGAAUUUUGGGGAUUUUUGGGGGAGUCUUUGGUGUCUUUUGUGGAUUUUUUUUUUUUUGUUUAUUUUUUUUUGUUUUGUUUUGUUUUGUUUUGGUUUUUUUUCUUUUCAGGGCUUCUCUGAUCCCUUCAGAUCUCCCCAAAAUUCCUCUCCCGAGGGUUGGGGAAAAAAAAAAAAAAAAAGAAAAGAAAAGAGAAAAUUAAAAUUUUAAUCUUUUCCUAAAAUUUUAUUUAUUUGUUUAUUUAUUUAUUUUUUGUUUUAGGAUCUCGCUGGACCCUCCCCUCCCCCCCCCUCCCCUCAAAGGCUGGAGACCCCCUCGAGGAGCUGAAAAUUCCCAAAUUUCCCCAAAAUUCCCCAAAAAAACGGAGGGGAGGGGGGAACCCCAGCGACCCCCCUCCCCCCGGAGCCAGCACCAGGUAAAACUCCCAAACCCGUCAGAAAAAUCCCGAUUUUUUUGGGGCCAAAUCCCAGGAUUUUGGAGCCAACCCCUUCAGCCCCAUGUGAAGGAUGCUGAAGAAAACCACCCUGGCUCUCGGAGGAGCCGCGCUCUUCCUCGCUUGGAACGGGCUCCUCCUCCUCUUCCUCUGGACCCGCCCCUCGCUCACCCCGAACCCCCAAAACCCCCAAAAUUCCCAAAAACUCCUCCCGGCCCAACUCCUCCAGCUGGCGCAGGACGCCGAAUCCCAGCUCCGCCUCCAACGCGACCUCCUCCUCCAAAUCCAACUCCUCAACCAAAUGCGCCGCCAAAAAACCCCGAAACCGCCCCAAAACCAACCCGAAGAGCUCCCGGUGAUCCCGGUGUUGGUUUUGGCGUGCGACCGCAGCUCGGUGAGGCGGUGCUUGGAUAAAAUCUUACGUUACCGACCCAACGCCCGGAAAUUCCCGGUCAUCGUCUCUCAGGACUGCGGCCACGCCGAAACCGCCGCGGUCAUCGCGUCCUACGGCCAAACCGUGGCUCACAUUCGCCAGCCGGACCUGAGCGACAUCCCGGUGCCGCCGGAACACCGGAAAUUCCAAGGUUACUACAAAAUCUCCCGCCACUACCGCUGGGCGUUAGGCCAGGUGUUCCGUACUUUCCGCUACCCGGCCGCCAUCGUGGUGGAGGACGACUUGGAGGUGGCGCCGGAUUUCUUCGAGUAUUUCCAAGCGGUUCUGCCGCUGCUGCAGAAGGAUCCGAGCCUUUGGUGCGCCUCGGCGUGGAACGACAACGGCAAGGAAGGGUUGGUGGAUUCGGGCCGCGCCGAACUUUUGUACCGCACCGAUUUUUUCCCCGGUUUGGGUUGGUUGCUGUUGGCGGAACUGUGGGACGAGCUCGAGCCGAAAUGGCCGCCGGCUUUUUGGGACGAUUGGAUGAGGCAACCUGAACAACGGCGCGGCCGUUCUUGCGUCCGGCCAGAGGUGUCCAGGACGAUGACCUUCGGCCGUAAAGGCGUGAGCCACGGGCAGUUUUUUGACCAAUACCUGAAAUUCAUCAAACUCAACGACCGCUUCGUGCCUUUCACCCAGCUGGACCUUUCUUACCUCAAAAAAGACGAGUACGAACGUUUCUUCCUCCAGCAAGUUUAUUCCGCCCCCGAAAUCAAACUCGAGGAGCUCCAAAAGGAGGCGGGGAAGGAUUUGGGGGCGGUCAGGCUCCAAUAUCGGGGCAGGGAUUCCUACAAAGCUUUGGCCAAAGCUUUGGGGUUGAUGGACGACCUCAAAUCCGGCGUUCCCCGAGCCGGUUACCGCGGCAUCGUCAGCUUCGUGUGCCGGGGACGCCGCGUCUUCCUGGCCCCUCCUUCGGACUGGACGGGUUAUGACCCUUCCUGGAGCUGAAAUUUGGAUUUCUUUUUUUUUUUUUUUUCUUGGGAGGGGACGAUUUCCCCAUAUUUUUUUGGGGGGGGGUGGAGGUUUGGGGUCAAUUCGGAGUUGGGGUUUUUUGAAGAAUAAAAGGUGAGAAAAUGGGGGGGGGAAUUCUCUCUCCCCCCCGAAUUCCAUCACUGCCACUUCUGUUGGGAGUUUCAUCUUUAAAUUUGAGCCUUUUAAAAAUCCCUUUUGAGCCUAAAUUUGUUUUUGUUUGUUUUUCUUUUUUUUUUCUUGAGGGGAGGGCGGCGGAUUUGGCGCUUGCGGGGGUCAAAGCGGCUCGAACGGGGCAGGGAUUUUUCCAGAAUAAAAGGUAAAAAAUGGAGGA